Amblyraja radiata (thorny skate) is the source of this 3198-nucleotide messenger RNA. RefSeq names its product toll-like receptor 6. The coding region runs from base 140 to 2518 and encodes 792 amino acids. Lineage: Eukaryota; Metazoa; Chordata; Chondrichthyes; Rajiformes; Rajidae. Gene Ontology annotation, biological process: inflammatory response; immune response; toll-like receptor signaling pathway. The transcript has 2 exons. The record is from RefSeq and is a predicted model, not a curated record. Gene Ontology annotation, cellular component: plasma membrane. Gene Ontology annotation, molecular function: protein binding; transmembrane signaling receptor activity.
GUUUUGCAGCAGUUUGUAGCUGCUGUUAUGGAGAAUUAGUUCAAAGUCGGUAACUGGGCUGUUCUAAAUGGAUUUCACCUAAGAAAUACGUAUGUGUUCCAAUGUGGGAGAAAAAGAAAACCUAAGAAAGUAACUCAUUAUGUCGAACACCACGUCCUUCAUCGCUUGGAUUUCUAUUUUUAAAGUAGGUUGUAGUUUGUGUUUUCCUGCAGAAAACAACAUUGUGAUAAACAAUUCAUCUUCGUCACUGAUAGUUGUUCCAAGCAACUUACGAAAACAGACUAAAAUACUGGAUUUAUCACAAAACAACAUCAGGAAGAUCCAUAUCCAGGACUUUGCUUCUCUUGAAUGGUUGAGAAGUUUAAACCUGUCCAUCAAUAGGAUCAGCAAUGUAGCGAAUGCAUCCUUCAGGUUUAAUCGAAAGCUAGAGUGUUUAGACCUUUCCAGGAAUGAACUUUCAAACAUUGAAUGCCAUUUUUUGAAUAAUAUUACAUCUCUCAAAUAUUUCGAUAUUUCUUCUAAUCGUUUUCUGAGCCUAACACUUGGGAAAGCAUUUGGGUUCUUGAAAAAUCUGGAAUAUUUAGGGCUAGGCAGUAGGGAAGCAAUAAAGUUACAAAAAAAUGAUCUGAAAGAAAUAUCAAGGAACCAGUUGCAAGAAGUUUCAAUUGGAUUAAAAUAUUUAUCAGAAUAUGAGUUGGGUACUUUACUGGUUUUGAGAACAACAAAACUCCACAUAGUUUUGCCAUCUGCUGGCACAUCGGCUUUACUUAACAAAGUGUUGCAUGAUGCCUUCACAUCUUCUGAUACUUUGAAAUUAUCAAACAUUGAUUGCUCCCAAACAUGCGACAAUUAUAUAAAUGGCUUUAAAGCACUAGGGAAUGUAAGGAUUAGCACGUUGUUGUUGGAAGAUCUAACACUGUCAUGGCUACAAUUCACCAGCAUACUUGUGCCUAUUUGGGAUACAAGGAUUAAAAAUCUAAGCAUUAUGAAUUUAACAUUGAAUUGUAUAAGAUCUGCAUUUCAGCACUCAGACAGAGUACUGGAAACACUGAUUUUCAGAAGAAUUGGAAGCUCUGUAUUCUACUCCAAAUUAUCACUUUAUUAUGACUUCUUUUUCAAAUUAAAGGUAGUAAAUCUUACCAUUUCUAAUUCAGGCAUGAACAUCAUUGCUUGUCCAGAGCAAGGAAAUUAUUUUAAGUUCAUAGACCUUACAGAUAAUUCAAUUACCAGUGAUUUUUUUUUUCAAGAUUGCAAAACCCUGAAUUUGUUGGAGACUCUUAUUUUGCAGCAGAACGAGUUGCAUCAAUUUUACAAAUUGAGUACCAUGACGCGAUAUAUGAAAUCGCUUAAACAUUUGGAUGCGAGUCAAAACAAACUUACUCUUGAUGAGAAGACAAAUUGUCUUUGGACUAACAGCUUGAAAAAACUGAACCUGUCUUCAAACAGACUGACAGAUUUGAUUUUUACAUGUUUACCCAGUAACCUUGAAGUCCUUGAUGUGGAGAAAAAUAAUAUUUAUAUUGUGCCCCAAGGGGUAAACAACCUGGAAAUGCUGAGGGAAUUAUACCUUGGCUCUAAUAAACUGGUUAGACUUCCUGAAUGCAGCAACUUUAGAAAUCUUGAGAUUUUGUACGUCGAAGGAAAUUCAUAUCAAGAACCUUCCAGUCAUUUCCUUCAAAAUUGUUCAAGGCUGACAAAACUAAAUGCUGCCUCAAACCCAUUUGCAUGCACCUGUCAUCUAAGAGAUUUCAGCCGGAUUAAGGAAAAUACCCAAGUAGAGUUGGUGGGUUGGCCGGAGUCAUAUCAGUGCAUCUACCCAGUGAAUCUCAGAGGAACUCUGUUGAAAGAUUUUUAUUUAUCAGAAGUGAUGUGCAACCCAGUUCUCUUAUUGCUGAUUAUACUGAGUAGCAUUACUGUAUUAGCAGUUGUAAUGGGAUUGACAUGUCAUUUUUUGGAUUUGCCUUGGUAUUUGAGGAUGAUUUAUCAAUGGACGCAAGUGAAACGAAGGGUGAUGAAGACUGACCUCCAGCAAUUACAUGAAAAUUGUGUCUAUCAUGCUUUUGUGUCCUAUAGUGAGCAGGAUUCUGGGUGGGUUAAAGAACAACUAUUGCCAAACCUGGAAGAGAGAGAAAACCCAUUUCGGAUCUGUCUCCAUGAAAGACAUUUUAUUCCCGGCAAAGGCAUUAUUCAAAAUAUAAUCAGUUGUAUAGAGAAGAGUUACAAGUCAAUAUUUAUUUUAUCACCCAACUUUGUUCAGAGCGAAUGGUGUCAUUAUGAACUUUAUUUUGCCCAGCACCGGGUACUAAGUGAACAGUCUAACAACUUGAUAUUGAUUGUUUUAGAACCAAUCCCUCAAUACAUGAUCCCAUCCAAAUAUUAUAAACUAAAAUCACUUAUGGCAAAGAAGACAUACUUAGAAUGGCCUGUGGACAAAAGCAAACAGAGACUAUUCUGGGCCAAUUUACAGGCAGCAAUAGGAAUAAAAAUAACAGCUGAAACUGAGGAAACGUUACUGUGAAUAUAUUGAGCAAUUAUAUUCCAAGCAACAUCUUAAGAAUUUUCAUUGUCCUCUAUUAUUAGUUAACUUCAUGAAAUAAUAUAUUAUGUUGUAGAAUUAUAUUGUUGGAGAUAAUCCAGAGAUUACUGAUAUAAGUACUGCAGAAAAACACUUUCUGCAUUGCUUUGACUGCAUCCAUGAAUGGACUUCAGACUGAGAGCAAAUAAAAAUAAAAUAGUAAGAUGCAAAUCAAGUGAGCAAUGCAAGAAUGUAGGAUAAAGUGCAUGGAAGAGAUGUGCGAAGGGGAGGGCAGGGUGUGGGUCGUGAAGGUAGAGUUACCUAGUAGGUAAAUUAGGCAACAAAGAUUCCAUUCACCAUCAGCAAAGCAAAGGAAUUGAAAAACCGUUUUAAGGAAAGGAAAGACAUGAAGCAUACUGGUUAAGCAACAUUCAUUUACCCCUGAGAUAACAUAAGUCGUUAUCAUUCAGGGCAGGAGAUAAACUCCAGAAAACUUGUGGCGGCUAUUUGCCAGUAUUGGCAUGUCCGAGACUUAGAGUGGGAGGACCAGUGUCCAGACCAAGGAUGUCUUAGCAUAUAUCAACAAUCAGGCUGUGGCAAGACAUGGAACGGUAAUUACUGGGAAAUGAUAGAUAAACAUCUGUCGUUCUGCAUCAUUGCUAGAACAUCGUCUACGCACGCAG